AUGAAGUUAUUGUACGUUCAAUGUAUUGUCUUAAAAAUAACUCUUGCUAUUCUUUUUUGUCUGAACUUGUCGGAGAGCCAAAAAACUGAAGACCAUGGUGCUAAGAGGAAGAAUGCUCAGUACGGAGGUGACUCGAUAGAUGUUGUCGUGCAGCCGGUUGUGCGCUCAAAGAUGUUCAGCUUCGCUCCCAGGUCCUACUUGGAUGCUGACCUCUACGCCAAGUCCAAUAUUCAGGACCAGCAGUUUCUAAGGGAUGUCACCAGCAGAAUGCCGACGGUGGGCUUGGAAACCAGACUGCCUCCAGCUCCAAUAAUUGUGGAUCCAAUGGUUUCCAGGGUGGGAUACGUCUCAAGAGCAUCCAUCCCUCCCUCAGGAGCAACCAUGGUUCACCAGGAGCACAUUCACCAUCACCAUCGUGCACCAUCCUACCAUAGAUCCCCGUUGGUGCAUAGGCGUAGUGAUGAGAUGGAUGCAGAGGUGCAGGCUUUCCUGGAUUCUACCCCUCAGAGCAGUACCGCCCCUCAACAAUUGGAUCGUCUGGAUGGACUGCUUAUGGAAGCUAUUCUUCUGUAA
Messenger RNA from Helobdella robusta, 573 nucleotides. RefSeq lists its product as hypothetical. The record is from RefSeq and is a predicted model, not a curated record. The coding region runs from base 1 to 573 and encodes 190 amino acids. NCBI's taxonomy places the organism in Eukaryota, Metazoa, Annelida, Clitellata, Rhynchobdellida, Glossiphoniidae. The transcript is spliced from 5 exons.